This is a messenger RNA of Toxorhynchites rutilus septentrionalis, 2282 nucleotides long. It is a transcript of the gene Hey, whose product is annotated as hairy/enhancer-of-split related with YRPW motif protein. The record is from RefSeq and is a predicted model, not a curated record. Gene Ontology annotation, molecular function: RNA polymerase II cis-regulatory region sequence-specific DNA binding; DNA-binding transcription factor activity, RNA polymerase II-specific; protein dimerization activity. Gene Ontology annotation, biological process: regulation of neurogenesis; regulation of transcription by RNA polymerase II; anterior/posterior pattern specification. Bases 285 to 1448 code for a protein of 387 amino acids. Gene Ontology annotation, cellular component: nucleus. Lineage: Eukaryota; Metazoa; Arthropoda; Insecta; Diptera; Culicidae. The transcript is spliced from 3 exons.
GCACAUGUACUGCAUGCGUUUGGCAUACGUCAUUAAAUCAGUCGGACGUCGUUUGUACACAUGACAAGUCACGUGUAGGCCUUACGGUCGCAAAAACCGGAAAACACACAACACACGCGGGGGCGACAGCGGGCGGCGAAGGACUUGUGAAAACUUUUGAAACACACUUUUCGCGCGCUUAAGUGCCAACAAGUAACUGUUUUCGGGACUUUGGCGAUUUUUUGGGUGCCCGUAGAACAACAAGUGUGAAAGUGAAAGUUAGCUGAUAGUUUACGUAGUGAAUCAUGGACCCACACCACCAUCAUAAUACACCGCUGCACUGGGGUUACUCGACCGCCGGGAUACCGGUGGCUAGUUCCACGCCAAGUCAUCACAAUACCUGGACACCACCUUCGUCCAAGGGUACCAAACGGACCCUGUCGGAAUCGCUAUCCGACGACGAUAUUUACUCCGAGGAAUCAUCCAAAGAACACACCUCACCUGGCGAGUCGGACAGCUGUCAACUGUUGAGUCGGAAGCGACGCCGUGGGGUGAUCGAGAAGAAACGCCGCGACCGGAUCAACUCGUCCCUCUCGGAGCUCAAGCGGCUGGUGCCCAGUGCGUACGAGAAGCAGGGCUCCGCCAAGUUGGAGAAAGCGGAGAUUUUGCAGCUCACCGUGGAUCAUCUGAAGCAACUGCACGCUAGAGGAUUAGACGAUGCAAGUUAUGACCCACAGCGCUUUGCACUGGACUAUCACAUCAUCGGUUUCCGGGAAUGUGUCGCCGAAGUGGCCCGCUAUCUAGUUUCGAUCGAAGGAAUGGACGUCCAAGAUCCGCUCCGUCUCCGCCUGAUGUCUCAUCUGCAGUGUUUCCUCACCCAGCGUGAACUCUCCUCGAAGGCGAAUGCAAGCCCUGCCUGGUCCCACAACAGUUCAUACCAAUCGGCAUAUCCGCCCUCGACCAGUUACUACCAUCAGAACUAUGCGCCACAGAGUACAUCUUCGUCUGCGCCAUACAUUCCACAGGUGGCCACUAUCCCGCCACACGACCAAACGAAUCUGUCCCACGUGUCGGCUCUGCAAGCAGCCCAUCAGGUGCCGCACACGCUCCACUCAUCAGCGUAUGCAACAAGUGCCGGCAGCGGCACACAUGAUCUCUACACAAGCCAGCAACACGAUGCCAACGCUCACCAGAGCCAACACCCACAACAAUCGCAGCAGCAACAGCAGCAACAACAACAACAACAACAACAACAACAAUCCCAAUCGGCCGAUCAAAACGGACCGACCUACACGGAUAUCUCCAACCUGCAUCCAAACCGGGGCAUUUCCGCUAGCAUCGGUUACGGAAAUCCCCAAUACCCGGUCAGCAGCACAACCCAUGGUUACAGCUCGACCUCCAACAGCUAUGCAAACAACAACAACUCAUCGAAGCCCUACCGGCCGUGGGGUGCUGAAAUGGCAUGCUAAAACACAACCAAAAAAUCAUGACAGUGGGAAAAACAAAAGAUUUUCCCAUACCGGGAAUCGAACCCGGGCCUUCUGGGUGAAAGCCAGAUAUCCUAGCCACUAGACCAUAUGGGAGUGGAUACUGGAUGCUGGACCAGUCUCAGAUCACAUUCUGUCUAUAUCAAACCAAAGUGAUAAAACCAACAAGUAGAUUUCGUAGCAACCAAAAGAAGAAACGUAACUUAUUGUCCCCGAUUCAAUCGGAGGGCCGUAAACACGAAAUGAUAGACCCUUUUAUAUAUAGUAGAUUAAGCGUGACACACACAGAAUCGAGAGAGCCAUUUGCCAAAGGCCAUAUCGUUUCUUUAUUUCGCCCGAGAGCUUUAAUCCAUUCAUCGAAACGAAUACAUACCAUACAAGUUUGUGUGUACAUAGGUAAAAAGAAAAAGAUUUCAACCAUUCUCCACCGAGGAUGGAUACACACUGGUAAGGAUAUUUAUUUUUAGCAAUUUAGGAUAGGGAGCUGAAGAGGGUGUGGGUGUUAGCAGAGCGACGUAUAUUUUUGAUACCAAAACGAUUUAUGAACGGUUUCCUUGCCCCGAUAGGUGAGGAAGCCAAAACAUUUAGCUUUAAGGCCGAAACUAAUCGAGUCAAUUAGAUUUUUAAGGGGUUAGCUCUGGGUACGGGGUACCGGGCUGUUUUAGAUAGCGAGCAGUGGAUUCUAUUUUAAGGCAAAACGAAACGUUGUGAUUCCAAUGAGAAGCUUUUCGAAGAGUUUUUUCUUCUAUUUUCCUCCCAGUGGAAGAUGUAUAUAACAUUUUGAGGAUUUUACUGAAAGUGAACCAAAAGAAUAAA